AUUAUUUUCGUUUUGUAGUUUGUACAGAGCUCUGAGUUAUUCGUAUUUUCUUGUUAUUACUUGUAUUUUUUUGAUAUUUUCCACCAGAAAUUCCCCGUAAACUCAGUGUUCAUCACUGAAUCGUUGUCAUCAAUUAUCACUAGAACAGCCUGACACAAUUCCGAACAUUUCCGGUUUAUUUCCACAACGAUGGCGGACAGUGCCAGCGAGAGUGAUUCAUCGUCCAUCGACGGUGGACCUAUCAUGAUGCCUCCAUCGCCGAUCACAAGGGAACAGAUGCAAAAGCGAAUCGAUUCCCUACAGCAGCAAAAUCGUGUACUCAAAGUAGAAUUAGAAACCUACAAGUUAAAAAUGAAAGCGAUGGAUGAAGAAUGCAAACGACUGCGUGAGACAUCAGUUUAUAUUCAAGUUAGAGCAGAACAAGAAGAAGAAUUUAUUAGUAAUACCCUUCUAAAAAAAAUUCAAGCUUUAAAAAAAGAAAAGGAAACAUUAGCCCAUCAUUACGAACAAGAAGAAGAAUGUUUGACAAAUGAUCUGUCACGAAAAUUAACUCAGUUACGACAAGAAAAAUGUAAAUUAGAACAGACUCUAGAACAGGAACAAGAAUGUUUAGUUAAUCGACUUAUGCGUAAAAUUGAAAAACUAGAAGCAGAAACUCUUACAAAGCAAACAACUUUAGAGCAAUUACGGCGUGAAAAGGUUGAUUUAGAAAAUACAUUGGAACAAGAACAAGAAGCUUUGGUAAAUAAACUAUGGAAACGUAUGGAUAAAUUAGAAGCAGAAAAAAGACAAUUACAAAUAAAGUUGGAUCAGCCUGUUUCUGAUCCAGUACUACCUAGAGAUCAAGUAGGACCCAACAAAGGUGAAAUGGCUACAAAUAUAAGUGCACAUUUACAACAUUUACGUGGAGAAGUUACCAGAUUACGACACCAACUUGAUUCUUCUAAAAAAGAAAAUUCUAAAAAGAUGGAAAAAAUGGCAAAAGAAGAGCGACAAGUACGUGAAGACAAUUUACGAUUACAAAGAAAAUUACAACUUGAAGUUGAAAGACGUACAGCUCUAUGCCGUCACUUAUCAGAAUCUGAGAGUAGUUUAGAAAUGGAAGAAGAACGUCAAUAUAAUGAAAUGGCUUCCAAUCGAUGCCGAACGUCAUCGAGUCCACUUCCAUUUCCUCCAUCUCCUAGCCAAUCUAGGCCUCUUAGUCCUGGAUCCACUGCUGGAACACCAGGAGUGUUUCGUGGCGAAAUUGGUGUAUUGGGCUAUGCCAACAUGAAUCGAUGUUAUAUUUGUGGCCAAGCUGUACCAUCGAAUCUCGUCAUAGGAGCACCAUCAACUCCUUUAUGUCCUACUACUCAAGUGAUAAAUCAAUCUCGAACUUUAUCGUUGGGGCGUCCAGUCAGUGAACGUUUUGUUAAGCCAAUUGUGCCACUAUCAUCUAAUAUAGUUAAUAGUGGUAGUAUACCAACCAGUUCACAAAUCCCUUUGCCCAGUUCAACGUCACCAUCAUCAUUACCUGCAACACUGAUGGAUUCAGCCAAAUACUAAUUUAAUCUUAUUUAUGUACAUACAUUACAAGCAUAUAUUAUAUUAUCUAUGUAUGUAUAAUUUUAC
Melanaphis sacchari is the source of this 1611-nucleotide messenger RNA. Its product is annotated as coiled-coil domain-containing protein 6. The transcript has 8 exons. The coding region runs from base 190 to 1545 and encodes 451 amino acids. The record is from RefSeq and is a predicted model, not a curated record. Lineage: Eukaryota; Metazoa; Arthropoda; Insecta; Hemiptera; Aphididae.